UAUUGACUGCAGCCCUAGCCUUGAGUCUGCAUCCCCCUGUGCUGCGCGUGCUCCCUCUCUCUCUCUCACUCCCUCGCGCUCCCUCUUUUCUACCUCUGUCUGUCUCUCUAUCCCUCUGACUCUUGUGGACGCAGGUUCCAGUGGAGAUUGCUCCAGAACUGAACAGGACAAACUCUGUCUCAAACUACAGGGUUAACAUCUCAACUUUCUCAGCUGCAUUUCUCAUCUCAGUGAGCACACUCUAACCAGGCACCAUGGAGGCCAUCAAGAAGAAGAUGCAGAUGCUGAAGCUGGACAAGGAGAACGCAAUCGACCGUGCAGAGCAGGCCGAGACCGAUAAGAAGGCAGCGGAGGACAAGUGCAAACAGCUGGAAGACGAGCUGCUGAGCCUGCAGAAGAAUUUGAAGGGGACUGAAGAUGAGUUGGACAAAUACUCUGAGGCCCUCAAAGAUGCCCAGGAGAAACUGGAACAGUCUGAGAAGACCGCCGCAGACGCGGAGGGUGAUGUGGCGGGUCUGAACCGCAGGAUCCAGCUAGUGGAGGAGGAAUUGGACCGGGCCCAGGAGAGGCUGUCUACCGCGCUGCAGAAACUGGAGGAGGCAGAGAAGGCCGCAGACGAGAGCGAGAGAGGAAUGAAGGUGAUAGAGAACAGGGCCUCCAAGGACGAGGAGAAGAUGGAGAUCCAGGAGAUGCAGCUGAAGGAGGCCAAGCACAUCGCUGAGGAGGCUGACCGCAAAUACGAGGAGGUGGCCCGUAAGCUGGUGAUCUUGGAGGGAGAGCUGGAGAGAGCUGAGGAGAGGGCAGAGGUCUCAGAACUUAAAUGCAGUGACCUGGAGGAGGAGUUGAAAAAUGUGACCAACAACCUCAAGUCCCUAGAAGCCUCGUCUGAGAAGUACUCAGAAAAAGAGGACAAGUAUGAGGAGGAGAUCAAGGUUCUUAGUGACAAGCUGAAGGAGGCUGAGACUCGUGCAGAGUUUGCAGAGAGGACUGUGGCCAAACUGGAAAAGUCCAUCGACGACCUGGAAGAAAAAUUAGCAGGUGCCAAAGAAGAGAACUUGGGGAUGCAUCAAGUCCUGGAUCAAACACUGCAAGAGCUCAACAGCUUAUAAAAAUUAUGAAGAAGAUGGAGAGGAUAAAAGUCUUGCAACGUCCCAUAAAUAUUCCAUUUUGUUCCACAUUUUCAGCUGUAAAGUCUUAUUCCCAGUGAAAGGGGAUUAACUUAAAUACUUGUACCCUUAAUAUUCUCUUCUCUUUUUAAGUCACAACUUUCUCUCUCUCUCUUUAAGAGAAAUACAUUCCAAAUCACCAGCUUCCUCGAAUCCCGUUUCUUAUGUUUACAUCAUUUUGUUUUAUGGCACUUUGAGAUUAUAGACCAGCAUUAAAAUAAAAUGGAUUAUGACCAUACAGUCUUAUAUUCAGACCAAUUAGUAAAGGAUAGAAAAAAACGACAAUUCAUAUCUGAAGUGUGCACUCCAAGAGCAUGUUUUUGAAAUAGGUCAUGUGACAUGGUCUUCAUUUUAUGUAUGAUUCAUGAUCUCCACCUAGAGGUCUUAUGUGAACAGUUUACAGGAAUCAGCUCUACUGUCCAUGCACCCAUUGACAUGAUCAUAUUUAAUGCAUUCACAAUGCGUGUGAUCAUAUUCACAGGUUGGACUGUGCCUUUUCAGAAUGAGCCAAUAUUCUACCUUUGGUGUGCUUGCGUGUGUUAACAUGGUCGUUGAGACUAGAGGAGGACUAGGAAAGUAUGGUGAACAUGUCUGUGGUGCUACUUGUGGUGGUAUAAUACUAUGACUGACAGACAGUCAGGUGGAGUGUUUGCCAACGCCAAACUCAAAUGUUUUUGAUGUGAAAAGAGCCUAAUACAAAUCCUUUAAAGAACUGCAUCCCAUCCUCUGACUUAAACUAUAAUCUGUGUGGUUUUAAAGUGCCCCCAUAUGCUGACAUGCAGCUUCAUAGCACCUCCUUUCCACUAUCCCAGCUCUACAUUUGACUGCCUAGCCUUGGGUGUAAAAUCACAUUCCUGGUAUUAACUGUGGUGGUAGCAUAUGCAGUAAACCUUAUGCCAAAUAAGCACCACUGGAGCCUCAAUCAAGGUAAUAAAACAUGGAUACUUAUUGUAUAUAGUAGAAUAAUGUUAGUUAUUGAGAAGAUGUAUUGCUCCAGUUUUUCACCACAUUCCGGCAGGGGAACUCUCGAAACCAAAGAAUACACAUACCGGAGAAGAUGAACCCUCAAAUGUUUUUAUUGUUGUCUGUGAAGGUGAUCAUGGCUUCUCAUCCUUGGCCCGUGAAAAAAGGUUCUCAUUUGACUUGAGUCUGUUGUUGAAAUGUUUCAUUCACCUUUCCCUCUUUCAAUCUAAUAAAUUUUUACAAAACAAAGUAA
This is a messenger RNA of Salvelinus fontinalis (brook trout), 2382 nucleotides long. RefSeq names its product tropomyosin alpha-4 chain. Gene Ontology annotation, cellular component: actin filament. The record is from RefSeq and is a predicted model, not a curated record. Bases 255 to 1109 code for a protein of 284 amino acids. Lineage: Eukaryota; Metazoa; Chordata; Actinopteri; Salmoniformes; Salmonidae. The transcript has 9 exons. Gene Ontology annotation, molecular function: actin filament binding. Gene Ontology annotation, biological process: muscle contraction; actin filament organization.